ACUGCGGUUGGACAUCGUAAUAGACGCAAACGCGGAAGCGACUGCUUCCACUGGUGUUUUGUACACAGUGCAUGUGUAUGUCGUGCUUGACAAUCGGAAUCGUAAGUUCAUUUGUGUCCGGAUUUGACCGCUCUUGAGACGCAUGCAGACCGGGGUGCCAUGAUUCCUAUAGCGGUGGUGGUGUGUGUGAUGGGCGGGUGGUGUACCGUGUACUUGGCGGACACGCUGCUGCGGUCGUCCAGUUCGGUGAAGAACCGCUAUGAAUCCUGGUUAUCCUCGAAUGGAUUCACUCUCUCUCCGUUCCAUAUUAAAUGGCACACCGGCAUCUUCAACCGUCUUUUUGCCAGAUGUGCUAAUCUCAACCCUCACUUUCUCUACAUCUGGUUCAGUGCCGGAAUGGUGUUCGGGGUUCUGGCGAUGUUUGGGUCUGUGGUUCUCCUGAGCAAAACAUUGCAGCAGACUUUGAGUCAGAUGAUGGCAGAGACGCCACAAGGGUCUCACGAACAGAUCUUGCAAGUGGUGGUGCCUGGUGUGAACCUUCCUGUCAGUCAGCUGGCCUAUUUUUUCAUUGCUAUCUUGGUCAGUGGAGUCAUACAUGAGUUUGGCCAUGGGGUGGCAGCACUGAGGGAGCAGGUGAGGUUGAAUGGUUUUGGCGUGUUCAUGUUUGUGGUUUAUCCUGGAGCUUUUGUGGACCUCUUCACCACACAUCUGAACCUCAUCUCUCCAGUCCAGCAGCUCAGAAUAUUCUGUGCCGGUGUAUGGCACAACUUCAUGCUGUGUGUUGUGGCCCUCAGUUUCCUGUUCCUUCUGCCCAUCUUCCUAUUUCCGUUUUAUUACACUGGAGCAGGGGCGCUUGUCACUGAGGUGGUGGAGGGCUCUCCAUCAAGUGGACCUCGUGGGCUGUUUUCAGGAGAUCUGGUUACCCAGCUGGAGGACUGUACAGUUUGGGGAGUGCAGGACUGGCACAGCUGCGUUCAGCAUCUAUCCCAUAACCCUCAGAUGGGAUACUGCGUUCACACUGCCAAGCUGCAGCUCAGUUGGUCGACUGGAAGAGCGUUCAAGCGUCUCGAUGGCACUAUGGAGUGCUGUGGGAACAACAGCUUGACCGAUUUCUGCUUCUCUUAUAGUAAUAACGUGGAGAGCAAAUUGUUUACCUGCCUGCCGGUCAGAAAAACCAUUGAAGCGAGCCGUACAUGCCGUACCAACACAGACUGUCAAACAGACUUCACCCCAAGCUUGUGUUUAAUCCCAUCUCUGGAGAACCAGACCAGACUGAUUCGGGUCAAACACCCGCCGCAAACAGACAUGCUGUUUGUCGGCUACCCUUCACACCUACAGUAUUCAGUGAGUCUGACCAGCUUCGUUCCUCGCUUGGCCUUUCUUCAUCCAGACCUGCCUGUCAUGCUGGAGACCUUCUGCAAAUACCUGGUCUCAUUGUCGGGGGCCCUGGCGGUGGUAAACGCUGUCCCGUGUUUUGCGCUGGAUGGCCAGUGGAUGCUCACAGCGUUCCUAGAAGCCACACUGAGCUCUGUGAUCCCUGAGAGGAAUAACCGAGAGCUGAUUGGCUUCUUUUUUUUGCUGGGAGGCAGUGCCCUUCUAGCGGCCAAUGUGGCUCUGGGUCUAUGGAUGGUCACAGCACGAUAGCAUACAGCUUUCUCCUCCAAACUGACUGUUUGGGGGAAAUCGCUUACUGAAGAACCUUCUUGAACUGAUGGAGAAAACGACUGGGUGGUUUGACCUUUGCUGGUAAUUGCUAGGUUGGCCACCAUGAGAGGGCGGCCAGAGGGUUAAGAGUGCUGCUGUACUCAAGAAAACUCUUAAUCGAUGUGUUCUUAGGUUGCAAUGGCUUAGCUGGACACAAGCAGUAAAAUGAUCUUGAAGCUGCAUGCUUUUCCACAGUGACCUCAGGAUAGUGCCGAUAGUGCCCUCUUUGAUAAAUACCUGAUCACAUUCUGUCAAAAGUGUGUUUACUUCACCAUGUAAACCCUGAAGUGCCACUAGAUCAGGAAAUAGAUGGAGGACUUUGUGGGUGUUACUUGCCUGUUUGUCUUCGUGAAGUACAUAGACCCUCAUAGUAUGUGUAGUUUUGUGUUGUACUUCCUGUUCUUGAGUGUCUGUUCGUUCACUUUUCUGCACACCAGCUCAUCCCAAUUAUUUAAAAGUGUGCUACAUAAAUACAGCCAAUUAAAAGAGUUUAUUGACCCCUGCUGGGAAAUUUGGGAAGCAAGUUAAAAGUAUAGAACAGGUACACUCAGUAAUUUAUAUUAAGGCUUGAAAAAUAUGUUUAAAGUCAUGUACACUUGCAUGUAAUGAAGAAUUCAGUCACUGAAGCAAAACAAAGAAUGAUGUCAUGUUAAAAAGACCACACAACCAGACAAAUUUGCUUGUUAUCUAAUUAACAAGCCUAUAAUUGAACGAUUAUAACUCAAUUUUC
Molecule: messenger RNA, 2434 nt
Organism: Carassius carassius (crucian carp)
Lineage: Eukaryota; Metazoa; Chordata; Actinopteri; Cypriniformes; Cyprinidae
Product: membrane-bound transcription factor site-2 protease-like
Exons: 11
Coding region: 160-1644 (494 amino acids)
Biological process (GO): membrane protein intracellular domain proteolysis; regulation of response to endoplasmic reticulum stress
Cellular component (GO): cytoplasm; membrane
Molecular function (GO): metalloendopeptidase activity; protein binding
Source: RefSeq, a predicted model, not a curated record